Molecule: messenger RNA, 2223 nt
Organism: Eruca vesicaria subsp. sativa (arugula)
Lineage: Eukaryota; Viridiplantae; Streptophyta; Magnoliopsida; Brassicales; Brassicaceae
Source: the annotation of a GenBank genome assembly
CACGGGAAGAGAGAGAGCGAAAGGAUUCGGUCCCUUUUUCUCCUUUCUCUCUCUCGCUCUCAUCUUCUUCUUGUGAAAUUAAACUCAAACACUUAAGUCUCAAAGAAAAAAAGAACAAAAAAAAAAUCUUCAGAGUUUCAGUCUCAGGUGGUUCACACAGUUAAUGCCGACUCUUACUUCUUUGCGCCGUUACGCGUAAUGGGUCAAUCUACAGUCCAAUUCCGAUAACCUCUACUGAGGCAUCCGAUGUUGAAGGGAGAGGUAGAGCCUAAGCAGAAGAAAGGUUGGUCAAACUCGCUACUAGAGUUUCGAUCAGGGUUUGGGGAAAAGAUGAAACUCGAGUCAAAGACAAGUUGGAAAUCUCUUGGACCUCUUAAUCUGAAAAGCAAAUCAGUUGCGCGGUGUUGUUUCUUUUCGAAGUUGAAGUCAAGCAACCAUGGUCCAGACCGUGCACGUGCACCCGUCUAUCUCAAUGUUUAUGACUUGACUCCUAUUAACGGAUAUAUCUAUUGGGCAGGCCUCGGUAUCUUUCACUCUGGUGUAGAAGUUCAUGGAGUAGAAUAUGCUUUUGGUGCACAUGAUUAUGCAACCAGCGGUGUUUUCGAGGUUGAACCAAGGCAGUGCCCAGGCUUCAAAUUCAAGAAGUCGAUAUUCAUUGGAACCACGAAUUUAAACCCGGCACAAGUGAGAGAGUUCAUGGAAGACACGGCUUGCAGUUACUAUGGGAAUAUGUAUCACUUGAUUGCUAAGAACUGCAACCAUUUCUGCCACGACGUUUGCUACAAGCUUACCGGCAAAAAGAUCCCAAAAUGGGUGAACCGCCUCGCGCAAAUAGGUUCUGUGUGUAGCUGCAUACUUCCAGAGUCACUCAAGAUCACAACGGUUAGUCAUGAUGAUCCGGAGGGGCAGAUCCCAGAGGAAGAAAGCGAAAGGAAAAGUCUGACAAGCUCAUUCAGCUGUUUGUCUUCCAUCUCCAUGAGACAAAAACAGCUUUCAACAUCAUCUUUGCUGAUACAAUCACCUCUCAGAGGAUGCUUACCUCCAUGGCAACUCAAACGAUCAAAAUCUGACAGCAGUUCCUUGAAAGGAAGGUAGAGACAACAUUCCCACAUUUCUCUUCUCUUCUCUUGUCUUUGUAAGAGAGUUAGAAAAACAGGUUUCGUUUUAACAAGCCCAUUCUUGUUUCUGUUUCGUUUGUAUUUUAUUCAAAAAAUUUGAAACCCCAUUUCUACUUUAACAGUGAAUCAAAAACGUUUAGUGUUGUAACGAUCAGAUAAAAAAAAAAAAAACCGAGAAACCUUUAUUAAAUUGUGAUGAUCAUAAUCAACAAGAGACCCAGUUCUUAUGAGUACUGAUAAUAGCUGAAAACAAACCUGCUGAGGCAAUCACACUCGGAGCUGAUAGCACUCCUUGACCAUCCCUUAGAUCUGCGAUCGUCAUCAAACCAUCAGCAAGAUCUUGAAGAACGGAUAACAUCUUCAACGUCUUCUUCUCCUUGAGCUUCCUCAUCUUCUCCUCUUCACCUUCAUAACCAAUCCCUCUCGUAACAGAGAUCUCGAUGGUCGACGCAAUACAAACUUCCUCUUCUUUAAUCUUCCUCAAAUCCCUAAGUUUCAACGAAACACUCCCAACGUAUCCCACAAGCUCCGCCCACGCACUCAUCUUCUGCAGCCACUUGGCGUCGAUGAGCCCCGAUUUCGAUAACCAGAUGAACUGCUCGACGAAGUAGUACAAUCCUUCGCCUCCGUAGGCGAGUAUGAGCAGCGCCAAGUCGCGAUUCGAGUCCCAUCGCGAGGAUCUGAGCGCGUUGAUGUCUUGUACGAAUUUGCCGAGACGGAAGGCUUUGCGGCUGACUCCGACGCUUGAUUCGAAGGAUUUGAGACGGUGAGUUAAGGGAUUGGUUUCUGGGAGGAGGGAUGAUGCGAGGAGGAUCUUGGUUGUGUAACGGCAGAUCUUCAGGAGCUUGUCUACGCCAUCCCUUUUGGCGAGGUAUGUUUCCAGAUGGUUUAGGAAGUCUUUUGGUUUUGGUUUGGGAUUUGCCAUUCUUUUCUCUGGAGGUUUGGCUUCCAUGGAGACUAGAUUUUGGUGAAUUUUCUAUUCGGCACGCAAAGAAAGAAGGACAACAUGGGCUGGACAAUCGAAACUUUUUUUGUUUCCUAAAAAAUAUACCCAAACGGGAAAAUUGCAUCUUUAACACAAAAUAAAACUAUAAUUCAUUCUCUA